CUAUAUAAUAUGUUAAGAAUAUCGUCAUUCAGCUGGUUUUUAAUAAUGGGAGCAUUCGAUAAAUGCUUAACAGAUAAUGCAGGCGUAACGUUUACCUUUAAAGAAUAUCAGUAUAAGGAUUCACCUAAAAAUGAAAUGGUAUUUCACGAAUACGAAUCAGCGUGUGAACAGAGCAGCGCGUGCAACCAAUUGAGUGGGUUGACUAGGACACGAUGUGUGAGAGAAUGUGUGUCUCCAUCUUGUUACAGAGAACUUUAUUUAUUGGACCCGCUCGAGGAAGGUGAAAUAGACGUCAGACUGAAUUCUUUCAAAGGUUGUUUUAUUCAAAGAAGUGGUCGGACGAGAAAUUGAUUUCCCUCAAGUGUGAUAUCGUCAUUUAUUUUUUGCGUUAAAAAGAUACACAAAAUACGCAAAAAAAUUAUGUUUGUGUUGCUUCUACUGACAACAACUGCAUGUAGCGAAAAUGGAUUUGUUCAGGUUAUAUUGACAAGAUAUCAUGGAAAACCCCUAUUUUAGCAUACUUGCAAUUUGCUUUUUGCAAUA
Molecule: messenger RNA, 543 nt
Organism: Nymphalis io (European peacock)
Lineage: Eukaryota; Metazoa; Arthropoda; Insecta; Lepidoptera; Nymphalidae
Exons: 4
Coding region: 10-351 (113 amino acids)
Source: RefSeq, a predicted model, not a curated record